CCUCCCUCCCUUAUACUCUCUCUCUCUCUCUCUUUUACACUCUCCUUUCCUCACACUCAUAAGGAUCUCUCAGCGAGCAUGAGAAGACGUGACUGAGUGGACAUUCACGCUGGACUCCUGGACACCGAUGACCUUUAGAGGACAACUCAGCAACUGAGAUUUUCUGCACAUUUCUACACACAUACAGCUCCACUCAGCACCAUGACCAGGAAGGUGUUCACCAACACGAGGGAGCGCUGGCGCCAGCACAACGUCAACACCGCCUUCGCCGAGCUCCGCAAGCUCAUCCCCACCCAUCCUCCGGAGAAGAAGCUGAGCAAGAACGAGAUCCUGCGUCUGGCCAUGCGCUACAUCAACUUCCUGGUGCAGCUGUUGGAGAGCCAGAGCGGUCAGCCGGCCAGCCACUCCCCCACCGCUCUGCUCACCUUUCUCAGAGGAAACAUGGAGCAACUGCACUCCCCUCCACACCCCUGGACCCUGACCAGUGACACAGAAGUCCCCUCACCUGAAUCCAGCUGCGACAGCUCCGAGGCCUGGUAGAACCACAGCCACAAAACAGAAAAAAAACAAAAAACAAACAAAAAAAAACAACUCUUGAGCGGACUCUUUUCCUGGGUUUAAAUGCUGAGCUCGUCCCUCCUCAAGACAAAUUUUUGUCUCUGCAUUUGUCACCCGUGUGUGACUCGUGUUUCAAUGCAGAAGAUGCAAUAUUGUGUGAUAUUUGUGGACUCCACACGUGGCUGAACAUGUGGGCACAGCCUCCACGCUGAUCAGUGUUGAAAUAUGAUUUGCCGGUGAAAAAUUUAUUUGUGUUUUGCAUGGAUGUACAAUAUUCCCUUCAUGUCUUCAUGUUAAUAUUCCUUGUUGCCGGCCGCCUGGAACUAAUUUAGUUUUGCAAUGAGAGGCUGUUUUGCCGAUGAGGAAAAUGGAUGGGAUUAAGGAAUUUCUCAUUUCUCAAGCGAAUAGAUUCAGCAAAGCAUUUGAAUAGAUAAUGGCUCAGCCAAUUCUCCAGGCUGCAAUCGUCUCAAAAUAGCCAUGGGCACUUUCUCUUUUUUUUUUUUUUUUAAACUCGACAUGCAAUUUCUUUCUUGAGAAGACAAAAUCUGACCUUAUCAAGGUUAUGUGACUUCAGAAGAAGCAGUUCUGAGAAAGAACUUCCUGUUUCUCACCACUUUUACACAACGAUAUUCAGUAUUUGUUGAUUACCGACUUUGUGGUGUUUAAGAUUUGGCUGAGGAACUUCUGCAAAACUGACAAUCCUCUUUCAAUAAUUACAUGAUUCACCACACAAAUACCAUUUUAUUUAAAUGUGUUUUCAUUUGAAUUUUUGUAAAAUAAGCAUGUCAUAUAGCCAAAGAUUAUGAAUUGAUUCGCUACUGUGAAGAGUGUGCUAAUUAUCUUCUGAUACCUCUUUUGUAAGUUAUUUUGGUUUGCUUGUUAAUAUACAGUAUGUUAUUUAUUUGAACUAUUUAUUUAAUAAAUGAUUUGUUAAUAAAA
Siniperca chuatsi (mandarin fish) is the source of this 1497-nucleotide messenger RNA. RefSeq names its product T-cell acute lymphocytic leukemia 2 (gene tal2). The transcript has 2 exons. Lineage: Eukaryota; Metazoa; Chordata; Actinopteri; Centrarchiformes; Sinipercidae. Gene Ontology annotation, biological process: regulation of transcription by RNA polymerase II. The record is from RefSeq and is a predicted model, not a curated record. The coding region runs from base 202 to 540 and encodes 112 amino acids. Gene Ontology annotation, molecular function: RNA polymerase II cis-regulatory region sequence-specific DNA binding; DNA-binding transcription factor activity, RNA polymerase II-specific; protein dimerization activity.